Messenger RNA from Ruditapes philippinarum (Manila clam), 1531 nucleotides. RefSeq lists its product as uncharacterized. NCBI's taxonomy places the organism in Eukaryota, Metazoa, Mollusca, Bivalvia, Venerida, Veneridae. The record is from RefSeq and is a predicted model, not a curated record. The transcript is spliced from 6 exons. The coding region runs from base 423 to 1337 and encodes 304 amino acids.
UCCUAACCUCUCUUCAUGUAUUUCAAAAUGUUUAUCUUAAAUGAUGUAAAUUAUUUAAAAAUGUUGAAGAAUUAGACAUCCUUCUAAAAGCUAUUUUAAGCAUUUUAUUUUAUAGAUGUACAUAUAUUGUUUGUAGACAGUUUAUAAGAUAGUAAUAUUUCCAUUAGACGGACAUCCAGAUACACAUGAAAACAUCGGGCUAAAUGAUCUUUAAUCUUUAAUAAUUUGAUAUUUACGGGAAAAAAGCGGUAAACUGCGUAAAUUGUUUACCAUUAUUAUUUUUCUUUCAAACAAUCAAAUGCAAAAGAAUGUUUUUGCAUUAUUAAACAUGUAAAAUAUUUAAAAUAUUGACAUAUUUAUAGUUUGCAUUAUGUUUUAAUUGCUGUUUCAGGAAAGGCACGGUGAUCUUUUUGUUUGCAGCAAUGUUCUGCCACAUAGCAGCAGCUGCCAUCAGAAAUAAUUAUUAUGGCGGUCGCGACAGAAACAAUUAUUUUGGCGGCAGCAACAGAAAUAUCAAUUAUGACAACCGCUACAGAAAUAAUGAUUAUGGCGGGCCCAAUGCUUAUUAUUCACCUCCGAGUUAUCAACCUCCUAUUUACCCGACGCCGAUUCCACCGCAUGUAGACCCUGGAACAACACCUGACAUCAAUAAACUCAGCGAGGACGAACGGCAAGCCCAGGGACAAGGUGUUAGAGUACCUCCCAAUGAUUGUGUUAUCUCAUGGCAUGACUUCCAACAAAAGAUCGCCAACCAAGAAAUGAUUGGAUUAUACGGUAUUGACGACGACAAUGACAUCAACCCAGGAGUUGCCUUCAAGUUUACAGUACGAUGGUCAGUAGAAAAUGAUACAAUGAUCAGGAGACGAGGAAGUUUAUGGUUUAGUGAAACUAAAUCAUGCAUUUUUGCUGAUGGGGUAUUUCAGAGGAUAGAUGGAGAUCGUGCUAUAUUCCGUUCCGUAAGCGGGAAUGCAUUUAUAACAGAUAACAGAAUGGACUAUUUUGUUUGGUCUAAACGAGAGCCUAUACAAUGGUGCAUCUUCUUCAUUUGCUACGACUCCCAAAACGUGCGAGAUGGCAGGUGUCCGAACUCAGAACUAGUAGCAGUUUUCCGGGAACAGAGGACAACGGAUAUAAAUGACGCUGGUAUUCGAGAAGGUCCAAUAAUACUCAACGACAUAGAUUGGAGCGAGUUAGAAAGUACUUUUAAAGAUUGUUUCUCCCAAGAAAUCAAAGACGAUCAAGACCCACAAAUAUUUUGGGGUUGGAGAACUCCAAAUAACGAAGCAUGCGCGGUACCAGGGACUCCUGCCUUUGAAGAAGGUGCAAGAGCUGGCUAAAACUACCAAUAACGUUUGAAGCUUCAGUUGUGCGCAUGCGCAACAGUUUCAUUUGUUCAGUUUCAGGCAAAAUAACAGGGAUAAUCUCACUUGAACAAAACUUCCCAAAAUUGACUAUUUCAUUAUUACUAUUUAAGUUUAACAUUUUCUACCUUUAUGAAAGGAGAAUUUUGAACAACCUGUGAUUCUCUGUU